AUGCUGGUCCGCCUGGAGCAGUAUAGUACGCUGAGUCUUUCUCCAGGUUUCCAGAACCUUGACAGGGUUCCCUGGCGGGCAGGCAUACCAAGGGAUUGGACCAGUGAUCUCGAAAAGUUUGAGGCGUUGGAUCCAGCAGAAUGGUGCCCUCGAGGUUAUGCUAUUGUAAACGUUGAUUCUCGUGGAGUCUUUGAUUCGGAGGGAGAUAUGUUCAUGUUCGGUACGCAAGAGGGCCGAGACGGGUAUGACGCCAUCGAAUGCAUUGCUUCCAAGCCGUGGUGUAAUGGAUCUGUUGGUUUUGCCGGCAACUCAUACCUUGCUGCCGCACAAUGGUUCAUUGCUGCCGAAAGGCCGCCUCAUUUGAAAGCAAUUGCCCCAUGGGAGGGUAUUGCAGACUAUUAUCGGGAACUACUUGGCAGAGGUGGCAUUCCCAACGAUGCCUUUGUGGACUAUCGUGGCAGUGGUUACUGUGGAAAGAAUAGACAGGAAGAUUCAGGUGCUAUGAUCCGUCAAUAUCCACUGUGGAACAAGUACUGGGAAGACAAAAGUGCCAAGUUUGCUCAGAUCGAUGUCCCGAUUUACGCUGUGGCGAGCUUCUCGACCAUGCUACACACAGAGGGCACGAUCAGAGGCUUUUUAUUCUCGUCAUCGAAAGACAAGUGGUUACGGAUCCAUCACACCCAGGAAUGGUAUGACUUGUACCAGAAAUGGGCCAACGAUGACCUGCAGAAAUUCUUUGAUCGGUAUCUUUAUGGGAAGGCUAAUGAUUGGGAAUUGACACCUAAAGUACGACACAGCUUGCUCGGAUUCAACCGCGAGUGUAUUUUGAAUAGGCCUGAGCCAGCAUAUCCACCAAGCUAUGUGGCACACCGCACUUUCUUCUUAGACAGUCAAACUGGGACUCUGAACGAAGGUGAUACUCCCGGGAAGCUUUCUUCAAUUAGCUACGUAUCAGACUCCUGGGAUGACGAUGGCGCGCACUUUGUCCAUAAAUUCAGCAGCUAUACCGAACUGAUUGGCUAUUCUCAGGUAAAGUUGUACAUGUCCUGUACUGAAACGGAUGACUUGGAUGUAUACGUUAUUUGUCGAAAGCUGGAUGCAUCAGGCCAGCCACUGAUGCAGCUGAAUAUCCCUCUUGAAGCUCUCCCAGGAGUGACAACGGCUGAAGAUGUCCCAUGUCUUAACAUUUUCAAAUAUUUAGGCCCCAAUGGUAGGCUUCGAGCUUCGCACCGGGAAUUGGGAGCUGACCCUACUCUGAAUAAGGAGCAGAGUGCGAUGUUGGCUCCUGCUGUAACAUGGCAUCCUCACAAUCAGGAGGACAAGAUUCCACCGGGCGAGAUUGUUUGUCUCGAUAUCCCACUGUGGCCCUCUGGCAUUAUUUUCGAAGCUGGAGAGUCUAUUAGGUUGGAGAUCAAAGGCCAUGAGGUGACGCUUCCAGAGUUCCCUGCAUUGGAUCGUGUCCCUAGAAAUUUAAAUCGUGGUAAACAUGUUAUACAUACCGGACCUGAUCAUCCUUCCUCAAUCGUGCUGUCCUUGGCCUCUGGGAAUUCUACGACAUAA
Messenger RNA from Talaromyces rugulosus, 1560 nucleotides. RefSeq lists its product as uncharacterized. The transcript has 6 exons. Gene Ontology annotation, molecular function: dipeptidyl-peptidase activity. Lineage: Eukaryota; Fungi; Ascomycota; Eurotiomycetes; Eurotiales; Trichocomaceae. The record is from RefSeq and is a predicted model, not a curated record. The coding region runs from base 1 to 1560 and encodes 519 amino acids.